AUUUUAGAGAUCUGUUUUACAGAUAAUUCAAACUUUUAUUAGGGUCACAAUUCAGCCUGACUAUUCAUGAAAGAGACUAGAUGACAGAAUAUAAUUUAUAAAAAAGAAAGAUACUUGUUCUACAUUUGUAUACCUAUGUUGUAGCCUAUGUAUUUGUAUGUCAGGGUGGGAUAGAGUCCUUAUAUGGUCCCAUUUUGGAAUUGAGAAAGGGGGAAGAGCAGAGAGUUUGGGAUGUUUUUCUGUCAAAUUGUCGACAUUCAUGGGUUAAUAAUUCGUCAUUUCUUCUCAUGCUCCUGAUGGCAACAGUGCGCGAAAUUUCCAGUUAUGUACACUCAAGGAGGGAUACCCUACUGAACUCACAGGGACUCAACUCUUGCAACUUUGCGCCCACUGAUUUUCUUAACUUUUCAUCUGAUUAUCUGUCAGUUAUAAAUUAUACUUCUACAACUUAUUUUCUGUAAUUCUUUCCUAAGUUUCAAAACGAUUAAAAUAAGGUGGAGGGAGAGGAACGAGUCGACUGCCCCUUGCAAAACUAACUUGUGUAACAUGUGAGGUUUGUCCUCCCACCGCGUCCUGCGUAUACUCACUGGAUUUCUCUCACUGACUGGCAAAGUGAGACCACUGGCAACAGAACGUUUUUCAUCUCGGAGACAAAAGUAUAUGACCAUGGGGAAAGUGGAUUUAAAAAUCUGUUGUAUUUUCUUUUUCAUCAUCAUCUCAGUCCAGGGGGGAUUUUCAGAGGAACAUGGAGCACCCCAGGGAGCAAAAUACAUACUUUUACAGAGAGUGAGACGCCAGAGCAAACCAGCUAAAUCUGUGCUGAAGGUGACAGACUACCAUGUGAGGUGUUCUGUCGUGUCUCGCUAUGCCCACACCACAAUCCAGAGCUCUGUGUGGAACCAGCUACCUGUCACCAAGGAGGCAGCUUUCGAGGUGGACCUGCCCUCUGCUGCAUUCAUCUCCAACUUCACCAUCACCUCCAAUGGCAAAGUGUACAUCGCCCAGGUGAAGGAACGGAGCGCCGCCAGGAAGAUAUAUGACGCAGCCAAGAAACAAGGAAAAACAGCUGGACUUGUUGCCACCAAGGAGAGGGAGAUCGAGAAGUUCCGCGUGGCGGUGAGUGUUCCCUCGGGGACCCGGAUGUCCUUCUCGCUGUCCUACGAGGAGCUGCUGCCCCGCAGGUUGGGUCGCUAUGAACUGACCCUGGGUCUGAGGCCUGGAGGACUGGUCACUAACCUCACCCUGGACGUCAGUAUAGCGGAGAGGACAGGACUCAGUUUCAUCAAGGUCCUCCCGCUGAAGACCAGCCGACUGCUCUCCAACACUGUCACAGGUGAGUCGGAGGCUCCAGCCUCCACCCAGGUCCAGCAGAACCCUCGAUGUGCCCGUGUGCACUACAGCCCCAGCCUGCAGCAGCAGAGCAGUGCCUCUUCUAAGGGACUCAACGCUGACUACAUCAUCCAGUACGAUGUAGAACUCAGUGACCUCAUGGGGGACAUACAGGUGUUUGAUGGAUACUUUGUCCACUACUUUGCACCUCGGGGGCUUCCUGUGGUCCCCAAGGAUGUCAUCUUUGUCAUUGAUGUCAGUGGCUCCAUGAUUGGCACCAAGAUCAAACAGACAAAGCAGGCGAUGUCCACUAUCCUGGGAGACCUGCGUGAGGGGGACCACUUCAACAUCAUCACUUUCUCAGACAAGGUCCACACCUGGAAGAAGGGUCGCACAGUGAGGGCCACGCGGAGUAACAUACGAGACGCUAAGGACUUUGUCAAGAGGAUCAUCGCUGAAGGAUGGACCAACAUCAAUGCGGCCCUCCUCUCAGCCGCCCAGCUGGUCAACCCUCCCUCCUCCUCCUCCUCCUCCGGUGGCGCCCGCCGGGUCCCUCUGGUCAUCUUCCUGACGGACGGCGAGGCUACCAUCGGCGUGACAUCCAGUGACUUCAUCCUGAGCAACGCUAAGAGCGCCCUGGGCGCCGCCUCUCUGUUCGGCCUGGCCUUCGGGGAUGACGCUGACUUCCCUUUGCUACGGCGCCUGGCACUGGACAACCGCGGCGUGGCGAGGAUGGUGUACGAGGAUGCGGACGCCGCACUCCAGCUGAAGGGAUUCUACGAUGAGGUGGCCAGCCCACUACUGUCAGACAUCCAGCUGACCUAUAUGGACGACCAGGCCUUUGACGUCACACGCUCCCUCUUCCCUAACUACUUCCAGGGCUCCGAGCUGGUGGUCACUGGGAAGGUCAAGCCAGGGGUCAUGGACCUGAAGGUGUUUCUGACGGCCAGUGGCUCCAAGCAGAAGGUGAAGCUGGAGAAUGACGUGUUGGUGUCUAAAGGAGAGGGGAAUGGGACAGUGUUCUCUAUGGGCUGCCCUGGGGGCAUGGACGGGAUCUCCAGCUUUGUACGGCGUCUCUGGGCUUACUUCACUAUCAAAGAGCUGCUGCUGGCCAAACUGAACAGCACUGACCCGGCCAUACAGAAACUGUUGGGAGAGAAGGCCACCAACCUCUCCCUCAAGUACAACUUUGUCACGCCUGUUACAUCCCUCGUUGUAGUCAAGCCUGAUGCCGAUGAAAUUCCUACCUCAGCGUCAACUACGACAGUUCGACCCACCACCACCACCACAGCUACUACAACAACCACAGUAGCCCACACUCCUGCCACCAACAUAGUCUCCCCCAUCCCUGUGAAAAAGCCCAGGACAAUCAAAGCUAAACCAGACCCUCUUGUCACAAAGCCUCCACCUCUCCAACCACCUCAACCAAGAAAGGGCUCCACCCCACCAACAAAACCCAACCCAGCGAAAACAGUGGCUCCACCAUCCCCCAAGAAAACCACUAUGACUACCACUCCCAGCCCCAGUGCUGUCAAAACUGUCCCUGUCCCUCUCUCAGGGAAAACCCCUACCCCUCCUCCCAGCUCUCCUAAAACUGCUCCUGCCCCUCCUGCCAGAAGAGUCAAUAACCACCUGCCCAACUUGCUCAAAACAGCUGCCGCUCCUGCACCCGGGAAAACCACCACCACCACCACAACCCCUCCACCCACCACAGUGAAGGCCGUCCCUACAACCACCACCACUACCACCCAACCCAACACAGUAAAGACUACAGUCCCUACAACUGUGAAAACCACCACCUCCACUACCACCACCACCUCCACUACCACCACCACCUCAGUCAGAGCCGACCCAACCCCUGCUCCACAGCCUGGGAAACCCACUACGCUGCUGCCCAUCUCUGUUAGAACAGUCCUCCCUCCAGUUAGAAUAUCCCUCUCCUCCUCUUCCUCAGAUAACGCCACCAUGUCUGCCGCUGAUGCCCACCAACCUCAGGUCACCACACUCCUGUACAGUCUUCAGUCUGUCUCCCCUACUCCAGCUCCACAGGGCAAUAACACAGACACCGACACAGACACCAACACAGACACAGACACAGAUGUGGACCAGAUUGCCACCUUUGUCUCUGCCACAUUUGCCCCCAUGCCAGGUGUCACAGAUGGACCGAAACUGUGGGAGGCUGCAGGACUCUUGGAUGUCUCCGAUUCCAUUCAGAUCCAUAGAAAAGAUAUGGAGGUGGUUAAAGAUUAUGAUGCAACCUACGACUAUGACCUCGACUAUGACUCUUGGGAUGAAUCAGCAUCAAAUCCUCGGCCGGGCCCCCCCUCCAGAAUGAGCUCUGUCAGAGUCUUCUCCUCUUCUGUUGAUGGAGACCCUCACUUUGUGGUCCAGCUCCCUAAGCUGAAACAGAAUCUGUGUUUCACGGUGGACGGCAGGGCCAACGAUGUACUGAGACUGAUGGAAGACCCAGAGAGAGGUAUCAUGGUGGAUGGUCAUUUGAUGGGGGCUCCGUCCAAACAAGACGUUGAAGACCGCUCCCGUACUUACUUUGACCAGAUAACCAUCUCCGCUGCCAGGGGCGGGACAGGUGGGCUGGGCGCCAUAGUGAUCACCCUCUCAUUGGAUGCCGUGGUGGUAGAGGGGGAGGGGCGGGACACCCUACCCACCAAUCAGCAGGGAUAUGUGACAAGGCAGGGCGUGAUGGUUUCCAUGGAAAUCAGAAAUGACUUCCAUCAGAGCUGUUGGAUCGAGCUGACUAAGGACAUUCGUUUCCUGGUUCUCUUCCACCACUACAAACACCCCAGCUAUCUGCAGAUGGCACACCUCGGAUUCUACAUCACUGAUGGACAGGGCCUCUCUCCUUCAACCCAAGGACUACUGGGCCAGUUUCAGCAUGCUGACAUGAGUGUCACACCGAUAAAGGACCCUCAUGACACACUGCCCCAUCCCAGUAAAGAGAGGGUGCUGUCCAGGGGGGUGCUGAGGUGGGGGGCGAUACACAUGCCCGUCACCCUACAGGACAAAACCCUGAAGGACACCGUGAGGAAAGGUCAUCUGGGCAGGUGUUGGGUCGUGCCCAAGGCGCAGGUGGAGAGACUGCUGAGGCAUCCCUACCAGAGCUAUGUGGUGGAUCACCUGUAAAUACUCACUGGCUCUUUUCAAAUGUCCAUCCUAGCACACUACUUAGAAUACAAUACAUGCCUAAUUCAUUGCUUUAUAUUAAGUGGUAUGCUAGUAUGGAGAUUGGAACCGAGACACUCAUCUAGCUAUCCCCUCCACCUCAAAGCUGGGUAGCUCAGGCCAUGGGAAACUACAGUGUCUCUGUAAGGACAAACAGCACUGGGACUAGGGUGCUGCUGGCUAGCCUUCCAUACCGAUGUCACAUAGUGGGUUAUUACUCUCUCUUCUGAGAGCACCGGUGGCAGUGUGCAUGAAUGCAUAUUCAUGAUUAUGAAAAAGAGAGUGAGAGAAAGAGAGAACAAGAGAGACAAAUACAAUGAGAGACAAUGAGAAAAGAGUGCGACAAAGAGAGACAGAGAGACAGAGGGAGAGACAGAGAGUCCAGUAAGUAUGCUAAAGAAUGAUGAGGUAAUUCACACAGGUGUCAGACAUUAAUAAAUAAAGGAGAUGGGAUGAUGUCAUUGCACCAGUCCUUUCUGAAACAACAAUAGUGACAGACUUCUCCUUCUGCUGUUAACAAUGCAACAGUAAGAUAUCUUCAUUUUCUGUAUACUUCUGCAGACAAAUGCUGCUUGAUUUUCACAUACAGCUAAUUCCAAACUCUCGUUCACACAAAUCAUGUUUCAUAAGUACUUUUAUAAUUCCAAUGUUAUAACAAAUAUAUUAAUAGAUCAUUUGAUUUGAGCAAUGUGGAAUUUUAUAAACAGUGUCAGAGUUGUAUUUUUGUUGUGAAGUAUAAGUAUGUAUAUUCCUAAAAUGACUAAAUCUUAUAAAAGAUUGUCUAUGGAACUCGUUUUGGUCUUAUUGGGGUAGGUAGUUUUACACAGAAAAUGAUUUAUUUCUGUUAAAACACAUUGACACUCAGACACUUUGGAUUUGACUUUUCAGGUUUGCCAUGUGCUUUUAAUUUUUUUCUAUCAUUUCGAUCAUAGUUGAAUUCAUUUGAUUUGUUUGUUACACAAGACAUUAUUAAGCAUUGUUCACAUCCUAGUGAUCAAACAAAGGACUGUAAGUCGUUUACUACUCAGUCUUCCCUAUGUUUUCCUCAACGUCAAGGGAUGUCAUCAAUAAUAUUAGUCAAAGGCCAAAACAAUUAAAUGAAUACAGUAAACCACAGUUUAGGCUUUUGUUAAAA
Coregonus clupeaformis (lake whitefish) is the source of this 5644-nucleotide messenger RNA. RefSeq names its product inter-alpha-trypsin inhibitor heavy chain H6-like. The record is from RefSeq and is a predicted model, not a curated record. The transcript has 18 exons. Gene Ontology annotation, biological process: hyaluronan metabolic process. NCBI's taxonomy places the organism in Eukaryota, Metazoa, Chordata, Actinopteri, Salmoniformes, Salmonidae. Gene Ontology annotation, molecular function: serine-type endopeptidase inhibitor activity. Bases 661 to 4470 code for a protein of 1269 amino acids.